CUUUCGAAUUCUUUUCCUCCAGCCUUUCAUCACUUUACCGAGCCGCAGUUGUUCAGGUCUUGAUUGGUGCCGACGUCUCUUCCCACCCCUUCUUCUCAUACAAAAUUUUCGCACAUUCUCAUCGACAAUUUCAACCGCGAAAAUGUCUUUCCAAAAGCCAGAGAAGGAUUUCGGCGAGGGGCCAAAAAUCCACAAGAUCCGAAUCACCCUCACCUCUCGCAAAGUCCAAUCUCUCGAGAAGGUCUGCACCGAACUCCUCGAGCGCGCAAAGUCCAAGCACCUCCGCGUCAAGGGUCCGGUCCGCCUGCCCACCAAGACCUUGAAGGUGACCACCCGCAAGACCCCUUGCGGUGAGGGUAGCAAGACCUGGGACAUGUACGAGAUGAGAAUCCACAAGCGUCUCAUCGACCUCAACGCCCCGACCGAAGUUGUCAAGCAGAUCAUCAUCAACAUCGAAGCCGGUGUCGAGGUCGAGGUCACCAUUGCCGCAUAAAGAAGUGUGGAAGUAGCUGUUGUCAGCCAGGAGUCACCUUAGCAUGACAGACAGGGCCAGGGCUUAGUCAACGCCAACGCGAGCGGAGUAAGGUCUUGUGAGAUCAAUGCAGAAUUCAGACACAGCUCGGAGACUUGAGCAAAAUUCAAAUACUCUGCUUAAGCAAACGAUCAAUGGAGUGUUGAAUCGGUUCAGAAAUGUUCAAUUAUGGUUCUAAUUUUGCGUUUUCGGGCUAUACACCAGAGUUCUCCGUCCACCAUGCGUACACCAUGCGCGAAAGUAGAUAUCUCCCGCAACCUUCGGUUGCAAUCGCAUCCAUACUCGCAC
This is a messenger RNA of Exophiala oligosperma, 820 nucleotides long. RefSeq names its product 40S ribosomal protein S20. Lineage: Eukaryota; Fungi; Ascomycota; Eurotiomycetes; Chaetothyriales; Herpotrichiellaceae. Gene Ontology annotation, molecular function: structural constituent of ribosome. The transcript has 2 exons. The coding region runs from base 143 to 493 and encodes 116 amino acids. Gene Ontology annotation, biological process: translation. Gene Ontology annotation, cellular component: ribosome; cytosolic small ribosomal subunit. The record is from RefSeq and is a predicted model, not a curated record.